Messenger RNA from Penaeus chinensis, 1635 nucleotides. Its product is annotated as arginine kinase. Gene Ontology annotation, biological process: phosphocreatine biosynthetic process. The transcript has 3 exons. Bases 16 to 1326 code for a protein of 436 amino acids. The record is from RefSeq and is a predicted model, not a curated record. Lineage: Eukaryota; Metazoa; Arthropoda; Malacostraca; Decapoda; Penaeidae. Gene Ontology annotation, molecular function: creatine kinase activity.
GAAACACUCGACCCCAUGAACCGAACCUCCAAGCGAGACAAACAGACUCUCACGCGCGUCAAAAUGUCACGUGCCUCGAUAUGCAAAAUUAUAACGGCUGUGGGAGUAGCUCAUAUUCUUUUAGGCAUAAUAAUGGUGCGUUGGCUUCAAAGUGGCUCUAGUGUGGUGGACAAGAGAUCUGCAAAGGAACAUUUGUCCAGUCGUGAGAGCGAACCAACGUGCGGUGCAAGAAGCCAGGAAUCUUCAAGCAACAAAAUGGCUGACGCUGCUGUUAUUGAGAAGCUGGAGGCUGGCUUCAAGAAACUUGAAGCCGCCACUGACUGCAAGUCUCUCCUGAAGAAGUACCUUACUAAGGCUGUCUUCGACCAGCUCAAGGACAAGAAGACCUCCCUGGGAGCCACCCUCCUCGACGUCAUCCAGUCCGGUGUGGAGAACCUGGACUCUGGUGUUGGUAUCUAUGCUCCCGACGCAGAGGCCUACACCCUCUUCGCUCCCCUCUUUGACCCCAUCAUCGAGGACUACCAUGUUGGCUUCAAGCAGACCGACAAGCACCCCAACAAGGACUUCGGUGAUGUUACCUCCUUCGUGAACGUUGACCCCGAGGGCAAGUACGUCAUCUCCACCCGCGUUCGCUGCGGUCGCUCCAUGGAGGGUUACCCCUUCAACCCCUGCCUCACUGAGGAUCAGUACAAGGAGAUGGAGUCCAAGGUUUCCUCUACCCUUUCUAGCCUUGAGGGCGAGCUCAAGGGUACCUACUACCCCCUCACUGGCAUGGGCAAGGAAGUCCAGCAGAAGCUGAUCGACGACCACUUCCUCUUCAAGGAGGGUGACCGCUUCCUGCAGGCCGCCAACGCUUGCCGCUACUGGCCCAGCGGCCGUGGCAUCUACCACAACGACAACAAGACUUUCCUUGUCUGGGUCAACGAGGAGGAUCACCUCCGCAUCAUCUCCAUGCAGAUGGGCGGUGAUCUCGGCCAGGUCUUCCGCCGCCUCACCUCCGCUGUGAACGAGAUUGAGAAGAGGAUUCCUUUCUCUCACCACGACCGCCUGGGCUUCCUCACUUUCUGCCCCACCAACCUUGGCACCACUGUGCGCGCCUCCGUCCACAUCAAGCUGCCCAAGCUUGCCGCUAACCGCGAUAAGCUUGAGGAGGUCGCUGGCAAGUACAACCUGCAGGUGCGCGGCACCCGCGGUGAGCACACUGAGGCUGAGGGCGGCAUCUACGAUAUCUCCAACAAGCGCCGCAUGGGUCUGACUGAGUUCCAGGCUGUCAAGGAGAUGCAGGACGGUAUCCUUGAGCUCAUCAAGAUGGAGAAGGAGAUGUAAGAAGCUUACUUUUAGUUACUACAGUCAUUUCCGGCUCUCAACCCCCUAUGGGUGGGGGCGAGCUGGCUUUAACUGUGGCGGUGUAGGAGGAGGGAGCGCCCUUAGCCAUGGUCUUAGAUCCUAACGGAUGAAGUCCAAGGAGAAGGGCGUACCGGAUGGAGUGAGUCACCCAACUGUGAGAAGCUCCGGUAACAUUCCAGGCUACCCGGAGCUUUUGGGGGGGGCGACAACUGUAAAUACCACCACGUACAUGAUUGGUAAUGCUACCCCCAUCUAUAAUCACAAAUAUAUUAAAAAAUUAAACUUAAA